This is a messenger RNA of Bathycoccus prasinos, 3528 nucleotides long. RefSeq names its product ORF73. The coding region runs from base 1 to 3528 and encodes 1175 amino acids. Lineage: Eukaryota; Viridiplantae; Chlorophyta; Mamiellophyceae; Mamiellales; Bathycoccaceae. The transcript has a single exon. The record is from RefSeq and is a predicted model, not a curated record.
AUGACGAAUAAGCUUCUUUCGCCGACGACUCGGACGACGAGGACGCCGACAAUGGACCAUCCCCUCGUGGCGAGUCCCAUGACUAAAAGAAGAGAGUCGCCGAAACCACCGUUUUCUACCCCGAAGAGAGGAAGAACGAGCAAAAACAUGAUGAGUUCUUCUUCUCACCUUUCGCCACAAAACGGCAGUCAAAUGCGUUUGAAUUUCACCCAAAACUCGAAUAAGGGAAAAGGUGGGUCGCUUCCGCCGUCUCCGGUCGACGAGACCGUUCUGUUCGCCGACGAUGUUGAUUCAGACGAGGAGGAGGAAGAGGAGAACGAGGUAUUCGAAGACGCCGGGACGCCUUUCGUUGAAGAUGAAAAUAAUGAAAAUCUCCAACCACCUUUAAACAACAACAGUACGGCGAAGAGAGUGGAAAAAGGCGCGUUGAAUCGAGCUUUGCGAAGAGAGUUAUAUCAGCUCACAAAAUCGAGGGACGAGGUAUCCUUGGAGUUGACUAGAUUAAGAAACGACCACGAACGGGUGCAAGCGAUGCGCGCGAGCGAGAUGGAGGCUUUGAACAUGCACAAGAGUCGCAUCGCGGACGCGGCGCAAGCGACGGCGAAAGAGGCGAAUCGAGUGGAAGAGAUGAAGAAAGAUGUGAUCGAGAGGGAGAGGAGAAUGAAGGAGGAGUUGGAAGAGGCGAUGCAGUUGAAGCGAGACGCAGAGGAGAUGCGGAUAGAGGCGGAGGAGUUCUUAGAGAGGCAAAGAAGGGCGGAAAAAGCGGAAGCGAAGAUGGAGGAGAAAGGAAGGGACAUCGAGAGAAUGAACGAGUGGUCGAACGAACGCAUGGAUGAGUUGGAGAGGAAACAAGAGCAAGUAGCGGUGGCGAACGCGGCGUGCGAACGCGAAGCGGGUUUAUUGAAGAGAGAUUACGAGCGGUUUGAAAAGAACAGACGGGAGGUUUCGAGAGCGUUUGCGAAAAGAGAGAUGGACGCGUUGAAAAGAGAGGAGUCGUGCGAAGAUCGCGAAAGGAGAGCAGAGAGAGCAACAAAGAUGCGCGAGGAGGAGGAACGUUUAUUAGUAGAAGCGCAAGAGAAGAAAUAUUUAGCCGAAAAGCAUUUGAGAGAGUUUCUCGAGAAAAUGAAAGAGGCUGAAUCGAAUGCGAAGAAGAUUGAACAGGCGAAGGAAGACGCCAGGUUGAAAAUGAGAGAGUUGGAUCAACUCUUCUCCGAGAAGAAAGCAGCAAUUGAACAAGCCGAACACGCGCUGAAGAAAGCAAAAGUCGAAAGAGAACAGAUUAAAGAGGAGCUGGACGCUCGCGAACGUCACACCGCCGCGGCUGCAGAAGCCGCCGCGAAAGAGUGCGAUACGGUUGCGAACGCUUGGGCGAAGGUCACCGAAGGACGCAAAGAGCUCGAAAAACGCGAGCAGGAUUUGAAAAUCGCAUCGAGCACGAUUGCAGAACGCUUAUAUUUCAUGAAAGCCGGCGACGAGGAGUUGGAAGAGAAAGGGAGAGCGUUGGAACAAUUGGCCGCGGAAAUUCAAAAAGUCGAGUUGGAAUUAAAGAAAGAUCGCGACCGGGUAGAAGAGGAAAAACAAACGAUGCACAAGAAGCGAGAGAUGAUGGAAGAAGCCGAGCGAACCGCAAAGUUUCGCGUGAACGAAAUCGAAAAUAGGGAGUUACAAUUAGACGCUCGAGAAAACGAUGUCGCUUCGCAGCUUUCUCGCGCCGCGAUGGUUGAAGAGAACUUGAAGAAAAGAGAGAGCGAUUUGAGAGCGUUGAUGCGGAGCGGCGAAGGCCAACGCGCGACGACUGUUCGCGAGUUGGAAUCUGAAGUCGAAGAGAAGGCGAAAGAUAUCGAACGAUUAAAGGCAAAGCUGGAAGAGUCUGCGAGCGAUUCGGAAUCAAGUUUGAAAAAACUCACGAACGAGAUGGACGUUAUGCGGGAAUCGUUUCGAACGAAAGAGAUUGAAAUCGAGGCGCACAGGAAAGCGUUGGAGAAUCAAUUGAACGAAGCGCGAAAGGAGAACAGAGAUUUGGUUUCCGAAGCCGCCGAGGCGAGGAAGGAACGAGAAACGGCGUUAUUGCGCAUGAGAGAUGGUUCUGCUCAAACGACAACAACAUCAACGCAUAAGAAAAAUACUGGAACGCAAAGCAACGACUUUGCUUUUCCCAUCGUUGAUACUACUCGCAACGAACAACAAAUCGACGCGAUGCGAAGCGAAAUCGCGUUACUCAAACGCGAAAUCGCAUCGCACCAAACACACAGAGACCAUUUGGAAACGCAGCUCGCCGAGGCUCGUCAACUGGCGAGCGCUAACUCGCCGAGCGGUAAGACGAAGAAAGAAACCGAACGUCGCAAAGCGUGGGAGAAAAGCGCCAUGGAGGCAGUCAGAGACGCGAGGGAUGCGUUGGAUGCGCGCGCGGAAACGGUGAAAAAAGCCGCGAUGGAUGUCAAGAAACGCGAAGAGAACGCGAAACGAAGAGAAAACGAGCUUUUAGACGGUUUAGAGCGUGUGGAAAAAGAGUACGCGAAAGCUCGCCAAGCCGUCGCCGCCGCCGAAUCCGAACGAAUCGACAUCGAAGCUCGUCGCGAAUACGUCCGACGAGAACAACUGGAGUUGGAAAAGCACAAAGCCGUCAACGAUGCGUUCAGAACCGAUGAAGACUCGUUGAAAAAAAAACUCAAAGCGGUCUCUCGCGAUCUCGAAGACGCCGAGCGUAAGCUCGAAAACGUCACGCACAUGGUCUCUAUUCGCAAACAAGAACUCAGCGGUUUAGACUUGGCGAAUAUCAACGCGACUCGCAUUGUAGAUUUAGAACAGCGCGAAUUGAAAAUCCGCGAGUUUACGGAUAAAGUCCACCCUGCGCUCCUUCGCGAAGCGGAAUCGUUGAAAGAAGCCGGCGAUGUUUUACAAAAAGAGAAGAUUGAGCUGCAAAAUUCCUGGCUCGCUUUGCAAAAUCGAGAGAAGAUGAUGAACGAGCACGCGGCUACGAACAACGCGCGCAUCUGCGAAUUGAAAGAGUUUGAGAAAUCGUUGAUGGUAGAACGCGACGAACUUCUCGCAUUUCGCGAGGAUCUUCUGGAAAAGCAACAAAAACUCGUCCACGCGGAAGACAUCAUUCACCGCGCGGAGAAAGAAAAGAAAGCUUUAGAGAAGAAACGCAAACACGCGACUCGAGAACACACGUUGGACGAAACGAAAUCCUCCUUAAAACGACUCUUGACGCAAAUCAAAACCCGAGAAGGAGAAGCGCACCGUAAACUCAAGCGAUGCGAAACGCUCUUACACCGCGAAAACAUCCACAACUUGCGCGCGAGUUUACUCAAAGUCACCGAAACUCGCGAAGCGCUCGAACGCGACGUGGUAGUCUCGUCGUCGCGGAGCGAAAGAGACGAAGACGAAGACGGCGACGAGAGCGUUCACGUCUUUCAAUCCUUACUUCGACGAUGCGAACGACAGCUCGUCCGCGCGAACGACUGGUUCGCAGACUUGCAAAACGAGUUGGAAAGCUACCACCAAUCUCAGGCUAGUUUGAGAUGA